Messenger RNA from Cyphellophora attinorum, 1164 nucleotides. RefSeq lists its product as uncharacterized. NCBI's taxonomy places the organism in Eukaryota, Fungi, Ascomycota, Eurotiomycetes, Chaetothyriales, Cyphellophoraceae. The transcript has a single exon. The coding region runs from base 1 to 1164 and encodes 387 amino acids. The record is from RefSeq and is a predicted model, not a curated record.
AUGGACCCUCGGCCUAGUCCAAUCAAUUGGGUUAUAGGUCAGAUGCCACACCCACCUGGCGUGCAGAGACGUGCUGCGAUCGAAUCGUCCACUGCAGCCGGCGAAACCGACAUCGAGCUCAGAUCUGCCAGCCUCACAAAGCGGGACAGCGAGUGGGGUUUGGUUUGCAAGUACCAGGAGUCUGGAGAUCAGCCGAUGAGGGAAGACGAAAAAAUGACUCGUUUAUGCAUCGACCCGCCGUACGGCUACAAUUGCGACAAGAGAGGCCAGCGCACUCGAUCUGGGAAACAGAGUGGUACUUGUGAUGAUCAGUGCUUCUGUCGCAACAUGAACCCAAAGCCACGCGUCUUGGGCUGGGUUUACGAUCAGGUGCCUGCGAGUGGCUCCUGGCGUAAGCUUGUCAAAGCGAUCUUUGGUAUCAGUGACGGAAAAGUCGACAACAAUACUAUUGCCGAUGGCGGCAGAUCAGAAAUGAUGGAUGCCGACAAGGACAACUCAGCCAAUGUGGCCGCUAUUCCUCAGCAAGCCAAUAGCACAAGUCGACCUGGAGCCGAAGCCCACAUCGAGAGCGACGACAAGGCCACAACCACGUACGAUGGCCAGCAAGAGCAAACUUCGCCGCGUUUCGAACCAUCUUCCGGUGGAGUCGAACUAAUGACGAGACACGAAUACGCUGUGGUGUGCGAACUUGACGGUCAGCGAGACUCAAAGGUCACCGAGGCCUGCCGCCGUCCUCCUCGUGUAUACAGCUGCGAUGCUAAUGGUCGACUCUCGAAGCGAAAAUACGACUACUAUUGCGAUCAGCACUGUGCGUGUCAGGACAUGAAUCCGAAGCCACUCCGCGUCGACGUCCCGAUGGGCUCUAUUCCUAAUCCGUGCCAUUUCUGCAAGCGAGACGCUGAUGAUGACGGGGAUCGGGAGUCGUCUCCAGGGGGCACAGAGCUUAUGGACGGAGAUGUGGUCGAUGGUGAGAAGACCUCAUUCGAUGUUGUCUGGGUUCUGGAUUGCAGCUACCAAGAUGGUACGCAGGACCUGGCGCUCGUCCGACAGUGCCAUCUCGAGCGGAACGUCUCAUGCAGUGCGGACGGGCAGCUCCAAUCGGAGCAACCGUCGGUUGACGGACGGUGUGCAGCGGUGUGCUUCUGCUAUCAGCGGCCAGUCUGA